Molecule: messenger RNA, 3390 nt
Organism: Meyerozyma guilliermondii ATCC 6260
Lineage: Eukaryota; Fungi; Ascomycota; Pichiomycetes; Serinales; Debaryomycetaceae
Exons: 1
Coding region: 1-3390 (1129 amino acids)
Source: RefSeq, a predicted model, not a curated record
AUGCACCUCGGUUUUAAAGCUCUCACAGCAGCAGCUUUGCUGUUGUCAUCGGUGUACGGUCAGACGAUUACUUCCGACACCAUCACUCGUGGUGCAGUUACCAUCAGUGGUGACACCGAAGUUCAAGCUGGUGCUUACUGGUCCAUUAUCAACAAUGCCAUUACCAACUUUGUUGGAAGUCUUAAGGUUGACGGUCAGCUUUUCAUAAGUAGUAACUCCAAUCUUAUUGCUUUGACCGUCACGUUGUUGGGUAUACUUAAUUCCAUCGAAAACAACGGAGACAUUUCGUUCAAUUCUGUGGAGUCUUUAACCGCUCCCACUUAUAACCUUGUUGGUUUACGUUUCACCAACAACGGUAAUAUGUGGAUGGGAGGAGAUGGAAGUAUUGGAACACCAGUAAUGUCUGUCACUGCUGCAAAUUGGGCCAACAAUGGUCUUAUGGUGUUUUACCAGAACACCAGAUCUUCUGGUUUCGUCACCUUGGGUGCCGCUGGUGGAUCCAUUACUAACGAUGGUACCAUCUGUUUGAUCAACGAAAUUUAUGACCAAUCUACCGCCAUCAGCGGUACCGGAUGUAUUGAUGUUGGUGUCAACAGUAACAUGUGGAUUUCCAACUCCAUUUUGUCCAUUUCUCAAGACCAGACUCUUUACUUAAGUUCUCCAACGUCCAGUAUUAGAGUCGAGGCUCUUUCCCUCUCUCAAACUUUUAAUGUUGCUGGCUUCGGUGGAGGUAAUGUUAUUGGACUCGGUUUACCAAUCUCAAGUAUUCAAUACUCUCCAACUACCGGAAUCUUGAGAUUGUACUCCAGCUUGGUGUUCUACUUCCAGUUCAACAUUGGUCCAGGAUACGACGAGUCCUUGUUCGAGAGAUUCACCACUGAUUUCGGAGGUAUUCUUACCACCGUCAUCAACGGAGGUGUCAGAUACAACGGUCCAAUUCCAGACACAGCUACCCAACCAACCGCAUGUUCUUCAUGUCUCCCAUUGCCACCUCCACCAGGUCUUGAUGACACUUCCAGCUCGGUUGUUUCAUCGUCUUCUGCUGUUUCGUCUUCGUCCGCUGUUUCUUCAUCUGCUGCCUCGUCUGAAGCUUCGUCUGCUGCUUCUUCGUCUGCUGCAUCGUCUGCUGCUUCUUCGUCUGCUGCCUCGUCUGCUGUUUCUUCGUCUGCUGCCUCGUCUGCUGCCUCGUCAGCUGCUUCAUCAGCUGCCUCGUCAGCUGCUUCGUCUGCUGCCUCGUCAGCUGCUUCAUCAGCUGCUUCAUCAGCUGCUUCGUCUGCCGCUUCAUCCGCUGCAUCAUCUGCUGCAUCAUCUGCUGCAUCAUCUGCUGCAUCAUCUGCUGCAUCAUCUGCUGCUUCGUCCGCUGCAUCAUCUGAGGCCUCUUCCGCUGCUUCGUCCGCUGUUUCUUCUGCCGCUUCGUCUGUUGCCUCUGACGAAUGUCCAGGCUGUACAGAGUUCCCAACUACCUUUGUCACUACCAACACCGACGGUUCAGUUUCAACUGACACCGGAGAGGUUAUCGUGACCACCGACUCUGACGGACUGUUGACCACUUACACCACCGAUGUUGGACCCGUGUGCCCAGAAUGUACUGAGUUCCCAACCACCUUUGUGACAACUAACACCGACGGCUCUGUUUCAACCGAGACCGGUGAAGUCAUUGUCACCACCGACUCUGACGGACUGUUGACCACUUACACCACCGAUGUUGGACCCGUGUGCCCAGAAUGUACUGAGUUCCCAACCACCUUUGUGACAACUAACACCGACGGCUCUGUUUCAACCGAGACCGGUGAAGUCAUUGUCACCACCGACUCUGACGGACUGUUGACCACUUACACCACCGAUGUUGGACCCGUGUGCCCAGAAUGUACUGAGUUCCCAACCACCUUUGUGACAACUAACACCGACGGCUCUGUUUCAACCGAGACCGGUGAAGUCAUUGUCACCACCGACUCUGACGGACUGUUGACCACUUACACCACCGAUGUUGGACCCGUGUGCCCAGAAUGUACUGAGUUCCCAACCACCUUCGUCACUACCAACCCCGAUGGUUCCGUUUCCACGGAGACUGGCGAGGUUAUUGUGACCACCGAUUCCGACGGACACUUGACUACUCUUACCACGGAUAUUGGACCAGUGUGCCCAGAGUGUACUGAGUUCCCAACGACUUUCGUGACCACGAAUCCAGAUGGAUCGGUAUCGACUGAGACUGGCGAGGUUAUUGUGACCACCGAUUCCGACGGACACUUGACUACUCUUACCACGGAUAUUGGACCAGUGUGCCCAGAAUGUACUGAGUUCCCAACGACUUUCGUGACCACGAAUCCAGAUGGAUCGGUAUCGACUGAGACUGGAGAAGUUAUCGUUACCACCGACUCCGACGGACACUUGACCACUCUUACGACUGAUAUCGGACCAGUUUGCCCAGAAUGUACUGAAUUCCCAACCACCUUCGUUACCACCAAACCAGACGGUUCAGUUGCCACCGAAACUGGAGAAGUCAUUGUGACCACUGACUCCAACGGACAUUUGACCACCUACACCACUGACAUUGGUGCUGUGUGCCCAGAAUGUACUAUAUUCCCAACCACAUUCGUCACCACCAAACCAGACGGUUCUGUUGCUACCGAAACUGGCGAGUAUGUCAUUACCACUGACUCCAACGGACACUUGACCACUUACACCACCGACAUUGGUGCUGCGUGCCCAGAAUGUACUGAGUACCCAACCACAUUCACUACCACCAAUCCAGAUGGUUCCGUUGCCACUAAAACCGGCGAAGUCAUCGUCACCACUGACUCUGCUGGCCACUUGACUACCUACACCACCGAUGUCGGUCCCGUGUGUCAUGUGUGCACCGAGUACACCACCGUUUGCCCAGCAUCCACCGGUACCGGUGUGGAAACCAGUAAAGUGAUUGUCACCACCAAGGGAGACGUCACCUACACCACCACUGUUCCUUGUGAUACUGUUGAUGAAAUCAGCACCACCGUUAUUACCAUCACCAGUUGCGAGGACAACAAGUGUACACCAGUUCCAGUUACCACCGGCUUGACUACCGUGACCAAGGCCCACUAUGUCUACACCACCUACUGUCCAUUGCCAUCCACCGCUGGCAGUGGAAAGCCUGAGAAUGUUGCUGGACAGGGAUCUGGUUCCGGCUCUGGUUCCGGCUCUGGUUCCGGCUCUGGUUCCGGCUCUGGUUCCGGCUCUGGUUCCAACCCAGCCAGCCCAGCUAACCCAGCCACCGUUGCUGGAGAGGCUCAUGAAACCUCUUCUUCUGUGGUUGGUGAAACUCCCGCUGUUGUUGCUUCUGAGGGUGCUGGCCCAAUUUCGAAGCCAUGGUCAUUCCUUGUGGCUACCGCUUUAUUCUUCGGAAUGUUGUUCUAA